Frankliniella occidentalis (western flower thrips) is the source of this 6168-nucleotide messenger RNA. Its product is annotated as monocarboxylate transporter 14-like. NCBI's taxonomy places the organism in Eukaryota, Metazoa, Arthropoda, Insecta, Thysanoptera, Thripidae. Gene Ontology annotation, molecular function: monocarboxylic acid transmembrane transporter activity. The transcript has 13 exons. Bases 326 to 3277 code for a protein of 983 amino acids. The record is from RefSeq and is a predicted model, not a curated record. Gene Ontology annotation, biological process: transmembrane transport; monocarboxylic acid transport.
CAGAAGACACUCCGCCGCUGUCAGCUGUCAUCGCUAGCAAGUCGCUGGUCUCCCAUCUACCCUGAGCUGAGGUCGCGGUUGCCCUGCGUUUAUGCUUCACUCAGUGUACUGCCCGGACCUCCGCUUGACUUUCUCGCAAGCAAUUUGCUGAAGUGAUUUUGUUUUGUGCUAUGUUUGCGACCUUCUGUGGAUAGCGAUCACAGUUUACGUGUCCACGCAUGGAGGAUCUGAAGUGCCGCCACCGCGCUGCGCCCCCAGCCCCGCCCCGCCCACUGUUGAGGCUGGGCCCCACACCGAGUCGGCGGUUCCGACGGGACCUGCAAGAAUGGAUGACAUGUUCUCUAGUGAAGGGGCAGCCGACGAGGACUCGGCACAUAAACACUUGGCAUUGAAUGCCCCCGCCCCCGCUUUCGCCCGCACGCUUGCCCCCCUCCCAGUGACCGCCCCAGUGGCCCCAGUGGCCUCAGUGACCGCCCCCGACGCAGUCCGUGCCGGCGCAGGCCUGCAGCCGCCCCCGCAUCCGCCCGGCAGGGCGGGCCGCCUCCACGUGCAGUUCGAGAAGCAGGAGGAAGAGAAAAAUAUCCACUCUUGGGAAGGUGGAACAAAUAAGGAUGACGGUGGUCAACCAUGCGGAAGGAACCAGUAUUCGCAACACCAUGACCAGUGUGCCAGCCCAAGUGUGUCAAUCACCUCGCGCUCCAGUGAUACCAGUGGAAAUGAAGGAGGCAACAGCAACAGCAGUUCAACCAGCAGUAGUUCAAGCAGUAGUAGUAGUAGCAGUUCCUCUUCUGAUGAUGAUUCUUCUUUAGAAAAAUUUUCCGAACCAAGUCGCCCAGAUGGUGGCUGGGGUUGGGUGGUUGUUGCGGCCUCUUUUAUGGUUAAUUUAAUCGCUGAUGGGAUAACUUUUUCUUUUGGGGUUCUUUAUGUUGAAUUUCUCAAUUAUUUUAAUGAGGGAAAAGCAUACACAUCAUGGAUUGGAUCUCUCUUCAUGGCAAUGCCACUCUUGUCCGGGCCAGUUGCAAGUUUUUUAACAGACAGGUAUGGGUGUCGUCGCGUCACAAUUGCUGGCGCCCUUCUAGCAUCGGCAGGCUUUGUUGCAUCGUCUUUUACAAAUUCUUUGGAGAUGUUGUUCCUUACUUUUGGUGUUAUUGCUGGAUUCGGCCUAUCUUUAUGCUAUGUGGCAGCAGUUGUUAUUGUUGCAUAUUACUUUGACAGCAAGCGUUCUUUGGCUACUGGUCUGUCAGUUUGUGGCUCAGGCAUUGGCACUUUUGUGUUUGCACCUUUAACUCAAAAGCUUUUAAAAGAAUAUGGAUGGAGAGGGACAGUGCUUAUUCUAGCUGGGCUUCUUUUAAAUCUUUGUGUUUGUGGAGCACUAAUGAGAGAUUUAGAAUGGACAACUCGGUCUCGUGCCGAGCGCGCUAAGAAAGCUAAAUUGGAAAGAGGUGCUCGGAGACACAGGAGAAAGUUACACCAUGCUGGAAGCUCAAUUAAAUCUGGUCGCACCAAUGGGUCUAGUGCUGACACAAUGUCCAAUGGCAUAUCACCUUACAUUUGUGAUGUUGAACAGCUACGCAAGCUCUUAAAGACACCAGGUACAGCAGCAUUCCAAUAUGGGGAUGGAAAUGCAGUAAAUGUUGAUCCGGCGUCUCGGAUGUGCAGUUCACUUGUUAAUUUGCCUACUUUUGUGAGAAAUAAAGAGAAAGUACCUAUUGAAGUUUUAGAAUUACUAAGCACAAAUAGUCAAAUUUACAAAAUUUUGCAACACAACUACCCUAACUUGCUGGCAUCUCGUAGUUUUAGUGACUCUGGACGCCUAAACGAUUCUCAACAUCAAGUGAUUGAAAUUCAUCCAGUUGAAAGGGUUUAUCGUGCUAUUUUAGAACCCCCUGAUGAAAAUCAAGAAAUCAUCAAAGAUAUUGCGCGUGAUUUAGAGGAUGAAAACAAGGCUGAUUGUAUAACACAGCUUCUUAAUAAUUUUGAUGAUACACAGGAGACAGAUACGUUAAAUGUUGAAAAUACUAAAGAAGAGGCUGAAGAAAAUUGCUCAGACAAACUUGAGACCAAAUCUGUUCAUUUAGAACCAAAUUUAGAAUACAUAAAGAAGAAUGGACUUAAAAUUGAAAACAUAAAUUGUCCUGUAGCAAGCUGCAAUGGAGUUCAAUCAAUAACUGAAGAUAAUGUACUGAAUGCUAACAUACCUGAGCUGACAACAAAAGCUGUUUUGAAUAAUAAUGUUGAUUUGGUGUUUGAAAAAAAUAUUCCUAAUGGCAUUGGUAAUGGACUAGCCCAUCGGUCUUCUUUACCUGUGGAUAGCGAAAAUCAACAAGUUCGUAAACUACCAACAUCAUAUUUACGAGACUUACGAGUACACAGACAUUCCUUAACAUACCGAGGAGCAAUGCUGAACAUAAACCGAUAUCGUCUUCGUGCCUCUUCUUGUCCCGACAUUUACCGAAAUUCGAUGACGACUAUUGCCAAGGAAAAGGAUGAGUGGUAUGCUGGUUUGUGGGAAUUAUGGUAUGUCUUAGCUGACAUGCUUGACUUCUCACAUUUUUUGGAUAUGCGUUUUUCUCUCUUUGCCCUAUCAAAUUUUUUACUGUAUGCAUGGUAUGAUGUUCCUUACGUGUACCUGAUGGACAAUGCCAUUCAAUUUGAUUACACAGAAGAAGAUGCAUCAUUCCUAUUCAGUGUGAUUGGAAUUAUGAACAUGAUUGGAGAAAUUGUUCUGGGCUGGAUGGGUGACAGACCUUGGGCAAACCCAGGACUUGUCUAUGCAGGUUGCAUGGGAGGUUGUGGCUUGGUUGUAGCCCUCAUUCCCUCCUUGACUGUUUAUAGCUAUAGAUUGUUGAGUGUUGUUUCUGGUGGAUUUGGACUUUUAAUAGCUGCUAACUAUUCUCUCACAUCAAUCAUUCUUGUUGAACUUAUUUCCAUUGAACGAUUUACCAAUGCAUAUGGUCUUCUCCUCCUUGUUCAAGGCAUAGCAAACCUUGUUGGUCCUCCAAUGGCUGGUUAUUUUUAUGAUUUAAGUGGAAAGUAUGACCUCUCAUUCUACUUGGCAGGAUUAUUUAUUGCUAUUUCCGGCCUUCUACUUUUAGUUUUACCUGCAUUAGAGAUAUAUCGUAGUUUGAAACAAAAAUGGUAUUUACAAAAGAACACAUCUACUUUUAUAACACCAACCAUAAAUGAUGGUAGCAGUUCAUCUGUUCUCAGGAAAAUCUUUGUAUGCUGUACACGCUCUGGAAAGCCAAAACCUGCCACAAAUUUACGAGCUGUCUAAGUAAUCAAAUUCUCAGGAGAGAUAGAAGAUCUCCAUUUUAAAUUAUUAUUAAUGUUAUAUAUUUGUAUAGAACACGUGAGAUUUUCUUCAAGCAGAUUUUUUAUACUAGUAAAUUUACUAUUUCUCACAUUAGAACAAGUGGAAGCUUCCAUUAUGUGUUAAAUGUUGUUUUGUGAUAAUUUAUGAUGUGUUCAAGACAUGAGUGAGUGUACCCUUCAAUUCCUAUUCAAAUUGAUUUCUCUCUGUCUUUGACAUUUUGUCAGUUUUUACACCAAAGAACGAUUUAGUUAGUUGAUACAAAGUUGUUACGUAAUGUUUAUAUAGUACAUAGCAGAAAAGGUACAGUUGUUCUGAUGAGUGGUUUAUUAGAAUGUAAAAUCAGAUGCUCUGGUGCAUUAGUUUCAGAGGUUUUACAAGCAUAUUGCCAAAUAUGCUGUGUGUUUUGGCCUAAGAAUCAAACAAUGCACAUGACCAUUAUCUGUCGGGUGAUUGAACUGAUUGUAGAUUAGGUUUGCUGGGGAUUUGGAUGUUGACAACCAACUAGUGAAGUAUUUCCAUCGGGGAUCAAAGUUAAAACAAUAGUGACCCUAUGUAUUAUUCCAUUCGUUUUCUUAUUAAUAAUUCCCUGUCAACACCAAUGAUGUGAGAUUUUAAUGCAAGGUUUACAACAUUAUUUGAAGAUUGCAAUUUCUCUUUGAUAUUUGGUACUUAGUUUAAUAAGCCAAGGAAUGCAUAAGUAGUAAUUUCAGUUUAUUUGAUAAGUAGAUAGUGAAAUUGAAAUGGACUGCUGGUUCUUCUGUACCUUUAAUUUUAAGCAAUAUGUGAAUCAUCAUGGUAACACCCUUCGUUAUUUGUAGUGCAGUAUUAGUGUACCAAAUCCCCUCUCCUUGGCAUUUUUAAUUUAAUGAACUUCUAAUCGCCAUUUGGGGUUUGAACAUACUUUAGUAGUACGUAUAUAAUAUAUAUAUAUCAAUACUGUGAUAGUAAUUUCCCUAGUCAUUGCUCCUUUCCUCGUGAUUGCUUUGACUAGGUAAUUUCAUAAGUAAUUUUGAUCUUAUCUUUCCUGUGUAUCUUUGAUAACCCUUUGCCUCUUUUCAUAGAUGUCGAUGUCUCAACAAUCAGAUCUUGAUAACUUCUAUGUGUAAUUUGUUUCAUUUGUGUCCUCAUGGAUGAUUAGCGCAAGAUUUCGGAUUUAGUCUCUUUACAACCACUCUCUAAAGCAGUAAUUAGAUGUUCUGAAGCUUUUUGAUUUCCUUUUUGUCAAGUAGAUUUGUAUGAUUCUGGACCAAUGCCAUCAAGAACUGAAAUGUGUAUGUUACAGUGAGCACCAUUGUAAUUGGUUUAUGCUUUGGGUCCCUUUUUUUAUUGAUCCUCUACGUUGAAGAAAUACUCAUGUUGGGGAUUUACUGAUUCUCACUUAGUGCCUUUAUGCUAUGUAGACAACUAAAUCUUGUCGGAUUAUGCAAUCAUAUAAAUCUACUUUUACAGUCAAAUUGUUUUCUACAUUGCAAUAAUCUUGCUCCAAACUGGACUAGGCUGUGUGUGGCAGUACAAAGUGGGAAGUUUAUAAAAAAUUAGAGUUUACCACUCAAUCACAUGAGGUGCGCUUCCUCAUUCUUUUGUCUUUGUCUUCCUCUAUAUUUCUUCCACAUAGGUGCAAUAUAUUUCUUUUCCCUUUGUUAAUUAACUUGUGUAAUCUUAAAUUUGUAGCCAAUUUUAACAAGUUUUUAAAAGGUUUCAUCCCCUAGUCAUGUUUUUCAGUUCUUUAUGGGGUAACUUCACAUGAAAAUUACCUCUUGUAAAUCUAAGGCAAACAAAAGGUAUUUUCUGUGAAAAAUCUUGUUUUGUGUUUUUUUGUUAAGUAACAAAUCUUUAAAUGUUCAAAUCAAUCCAUUAGCUUUGAUCUCAAAAGUAAUGUGUAAAUAUGGUUUCUGUAUUAUGGAAAUAUGACCUUUGCCCUAGUGCAGUCAAUAAAGGUAUUGUUUGUCCUGGCCAGAGUGUGUAAAUGUUCCACAUAAUGCAUCACUUGUAAAUGCUUUUAAAAUGACAGGGUGCAAUACAGUUUUAACCCAAUGAAUAGGAUGAUAGGUAGCAGUAUGUGUUAUCAUGGCAAUAAUCUGCCAUUAGGUGUCAUUUUAAUUCCCAUGUAUACUUUUAUCUUGAAAUCAUGCAAUAUGUAGCGGAGAGAUGUGCUGAGCUGAGUGCCAGACUAAGGGGUAUACUAACUUUGAAAAGUUGUAAAGGUGUACACUUCCACAAAAGUCUCAAAAAAAAUUAAAUUAAAAGUUAAAAAGUAACAAUAUAUGGAACUAGAUCAUUAAGGGUGAAAAGCAGCCAAAACUCCAAUUCAGGUAAUUGAAAUAGAGGCAUACUAUUACUUAAUGAUCGCAUACAUUAGUAAUUUCUAUCUAAUAAUUUCAUCAUUUUAUUUCAUAGCCAUAAGCUGUGUAUGAACAGUACCAAGAAAGUUCAUUCCAUUCUAAAAGUAACCCCCCCCCCCCCAAAAAAAAAAAAAAAAACUGUCAAAAUUGAGUUAUUAUUGGCAUACAUGAAUAAAAUUAGAUUUGACUUUGACUGAAGUCGGUGUACACCCCCAAUCUGAAGUGAGAAACCCCUUGGUGCCAGACCAAGAUGAGAACUGACUGACUGUAAGGGUAUUGGUAUUGGCUGUCUGUAAGGAAGAAAUGUUUUGUUAUUGAAAUUAAAAAUAUAUUUGUAUCUAAUGCUGUUUUAGGUUUCAUAAAUUUUAGACUUUGGAAUUUGUUUCUUUCCCAAUGCAUCUGUUAUUAAAACAAAUUGGGUGUUCCACCUCAUUUAUAUUUGAGACUGGAAUUUCCCUGUAAACUAAGCUCUAGGUUUUUCAAAUUGAAAUAUAGGACUAAACCAAUGAA